AUUUCAUUGGCUGAGGUUACAGUGACAGGUAGGUUUAGGGAUCAGGGUUGGGUGUAGGCAAUCGUUAUUGUGAUUGACAUGGCCAAUUAAAUGUUUGGAAUCAGCUCCAGGGCGGGGUUUCCGCUGAACUUGUUUGGGGGAAAAAAAAUCACGCCGUCUACACUGCGAGAAUUCUAAUAGAGAAGAAGAAGAAGAGAGCUAGUUCAAGAUGAGCAUCUAUGGUUAAAACUUAUAUCAUUUUUUUUUUUUUUUUUAGAAAAUGACCGAUCGUUUCGCUAGAUAAGACCCUUAUUCCUCAUCUGGUAUCGUUUAAAGCCCUUUGAAGCUGCACUGAAACUGACAUUUUGACCUUCAACCAUUUGGGGCCAAUUGAAGUCUACUAUAUGGAGAAUAAUCCUGGAAUGUUUUCAUCAAAAACCGUAAUUUCUUUUCGACUGAAGAAAGAAGGACAUGGACAUCUUGGAUGACAUGAGGGUGCUGAGUAGUUAGGCUGCUGGUUGUCAUGGCGUCAUCCUCGGUGAAGGUGGCGGUGCGUGUGCGGCCUUUCAACAGCCGAGAGACAAACCGAGGAGCCAAGUGUGUGAUUCAGAUGCAGGACAAGAGCACCUGUAUUACUAAUCCCAAACAACCCAAGGAAUCACCCAAGAACUUCACGUUUGAUUAUUCAUACUGGUCACACAGCUCAGAAGAAGACCCAUCCUUUGCAUCUCAGAGGAAGGUGUAUCAGGACAUUGGCGAGGAGAUGCUGCUUCAUGCUUUCGAGGGCUAUAAUGUGUGUAUCUUUGCUUAUGGACAGACUGGAGCAGGGAAGUCGUACACAAUGAUGGGAAAACAGGAUCCUGGGCAGCAGGGCAUCAUACCACAGAUGUGUGAGGAUUUGUUCAGACAAACCGCAGAUAACACUGACCCUGACCUGUCCUUCUCUGUAGAGGUUUCAUAUAUGGAGAUUUACUGUGAGCGGGUUCGGGACUUGUUGAACCCCAAAAGUAAAGGGUCCUUGAGGGUCAGAGAGCACCCUAUAAUGGGCCCUUAUGUAGAAGACCUCUCCAAAAUGGCGGUUACAAACUACAAUGAUAUUGCAGAUCUCAUGGACACUGGCAACAAAGCCAGGACGGUUGCUGCUACCAAUAUGAACGAGACCAGCAGUCGCUCACAUGCAGUCUUCACCAUCCUAUUCACACAGCGUCGACACGACCACAUGACCAGCCUGGACACUGAGAAGGUGAGCAAGAUCAGCCUGGUUGAUCUGGCAGGAAGUGAGAGAGCAGACUCAUCUGGAGCCAAAGGCAUGAGGUUGAAGGAGGGAGCCAAUAUUAACAAAUCUCUGACAACACUGGGUAAAGUCAUCUCGGCACUGGCAGACAUGCACGGCUCAAAGAAGAGACGCUCUGAUUUCAUUCCCUACAGGGAUUCUGUGCUCACGUGGUUAUUGAGAGAAAAUCUAGGUGGAAACUCUCGCACGGCCAUGAUUGCUGCUCUGAGCCCAGCAGAUAUCAAUUAUGAAGAAACACUCAGUACUCUCAGGUAUGCAGACAGAGCUAAGCAGAUAAAGUGUAAUGCUGUAAUAAAUGAGGAUCCAAAUGCUCGUCUCGUCCGGGAGCUCAAAGACGAGGUCAACAGACUCAAAGAGCUCCUCCUGUCUCAGGGACUCAGCAACCUUAUCACUGCCUCAGGGUCUGAAAUGGGCCGUCCUGCUUUGGGUGGUGCAUCAAGUGAUCUCCAUCAGCCCUCGCUCUCAUAUGUACAGUCUACCUCUGAUGCACCAAUGGAGUGUGUAACGCCCGCUAGUCCUACUGAGCACAUCAGCAAAGAGGAGGCCGUGGAGAGACUCAAGGAAACGGAGAAGAUAAUUGCAGAGCUGAAUGAAACAUGGGAGGAGAAACUCAGGAAAACCGAGUCGAUACGACAGGACAGAGAGUCACUGCUGGCUGAGAUGGGUGUGUCUGUGAAAGAGGAUGGAGGAACAGUGGGUGUUUUCUCACCCAAAAGAACGCCCCACCUGGUGAAUCUGAAUGAGGAUCCUCUGAUGUCAGAGUGUCUUAUCUAUUAUAUUAAAGAUGGAGUCACUAGGGUUGGUCAGGAGGAUGUGGAUAUUCGUCUUAGCGGUCAGUUUAUAAAGGAGCUGCAUUGCGUCUUCUGCAGUGAAGUUAAUGACAAUAACGAGGUGGUGGUGACUUUGGAGCCGUUAGUUGGAGCAGAAACGUACGUCAAUGGCAAACGCAUCAAUGACGGUGUUGUACUCAAGCAAGGUAACCGUAUAGUGAUGGGGAAGAACCAUGUGUUCAGGUUUAACCACCCUGAGCAGGCCCGUCUAGAGAGAGAGCGCAGUGCCACACAGGAACAGCAGGGGGAGCCAGUGGACUGGAGCUACGCACAGAAAGAACUGCUGGAGAAACAAGGCAUUGACAUAAAGCAGGAGAUGGAGAAGAGACUGCAGGAUCUGGAGAAUCAGUACCGCAAAGAGAAGGAGGAGGCCGACCAGAUACUGGAACAGCAGAGACUGUAUGCGGAUUCAGACAGUGGUGAUGACUCAGAUAAGCGGUCCUGUGAGGAGAGCUGGAGGCUCAUCUCUUCUCUCAGAGAGAAACUACCAGCCAACAAGAUGCAGUCUAUCGUGAAGAAGUGUGGUUUGCCCAGCAGUGGGAAGAGGAGGGAGCCGCUACGUGUGUAUCAGAUCCCCCAGCGCCGCCGCAUACCUGCCUCCCAGGAGUCCAAACACAGACUCAGCUUGGAAGAGCUUCGCACACAGGCUGUUAAAGAGAUCUGCUAUGAGGUGGCGCUUGGAGACUUUAGGCACACACGGCAAGAGAUCGAGGCCUUGGCCAUUGUCAGGAUGAAAGAGCUUUGUCGGACAUAUGGCCAAAAAGACCCUCAGGAGAGAGAGACCUGGAAAAGUGUGGCGAAGGACGUAUGUGAGACUGUGGGCAUCGGAGAAGAGGAGGGAGACCGGGAGGAAAAAACAACAACAGGAGGAGGAGGAGGGAAUGAGGGAGGAAAGACCGAUAUGGGAGAUCUCAAGGCUCAUAUUGACAAGUUGACUGAUAUACUGCAGGAAGUGAAGUUGCAGAAUAAUAUGAAGGAUGAGGAGAUACGAUCGCUGAGGGAUCGCAUGGUGAAGAUGGAGAAAAUAUUCCCUGUCGAAGUUGAGGGUGACGAUGAGGACAUCGAAAUUGGUGGGGCCAGAGCUGAUGAACCGGCAGCACAAGUCCACAGACGCGAUGAGGAUUCUGGGUACCGGCGGGGUCGUCAUCGUUGGCAGUACCCAGAGAAGUAUCACGACCCUAAACGGCGCAAAGGAACCAACAAUCAGCCAAACAAUGCCCUUUACACCGCUCCCUCAGGACACUCUCAGAACAACCCAUUUAGUACGGCAUCAUCUCGAUUAUCAAAUUCAUCUUUCAAUUCUCAAACCCCUCGCAACCCCAAUGGGCCUUUCUUACCAGGCACCGGACGUUUUUUGCCGCCUCAAGAGAGGAAGCUACAGUUCCCCUUUAAGAAUAAUCCCCAGCACAGAGGCUUCAUCUGGGGCCCGUCUGCAAGCCAAGAAGGUGGAAAGGACCCAUCUGCUCAGUCGUCCUCCGAUCCUGAUGUGGUUCAUACCUUCCAGUCCUCUCCCUCGCCAAACAAGGGCCAAUGGCAACACAAUCAUCACCAACAACGGCGCAAUCACGGUAACAGAGGCUACGGUAACUGGGGUAACAGGCAACGACCACGAAACCGAGGACGGAAUCCAUUCGAUGGAUAUUUAACCAACGAGCAGGCUGGGAACGCUGAGCGUAAAGACGGUGGGUCAGUCCAAGGGCAGCACAAGCAAGGUAGAGCACGCUACUCCUGGUACAAUCCCAAUUUUGCUUCAGACCAGUCUGUUGGAGAUGGAUUCCAGCACUAUAACUACAACCAAAGCAGACAAGGUCUUUACAAACACCCCAACUCACAGUACAACCACUACCAGCACCCUCAUAAUCAGGACAACCCUCCAGAGAUGACCCAACUAAGGUCUGAAGGCAAUCCCAAUCCACCUUCUAUCCCAGAUUGCAACAGCACCCCCAUGGAGACCUGAUUUCCUCUGUGGAGACCAUGAUCUUUUGCAUAGUUCUUGGAAAGGACUCUUAGAAACCUCGGACCCUCAGAUAUACGGUGUUGUGGUUUGUUGUGGAAGGGUUUUAGAUGCUUGGAGCGUCCAGAAAGGGAGAAACUCCCUAGUGCAAUAACAAUGCUGUACGAAACAUUUUAUGCACCUGAAUUUUUAUGUACAUAUUGCAGUUUCAUACCUGCACCUACAAUACCUGAUUUUAUGUGCGCACAUAUCUAUGUUAUUCAGAUGUAUAUAUUAUCUAUAAGUAGGUUAUAAAUUGAAAGCAUAUGUAUUUGCAAGAGAAUUGAGCUUCUUAUGUCGCACAGUGCACUGCAACAUUGACGCUAUGGCCUGAGAAGUACUUUAUAUGGCCUAUCAAGCUGUUUGGAGAGUUCUGUUGGAUAUCUGAUGAUUUUACAUUGUGCCUUUUGAAAAGCCAAAGAAUUUGGAGAUUUAGUAGCCCUCAGACUCAUAACUGCUUUGGAUGCUGCCUUUUUUAUAGCUGAUGUUUUUCCUUUUUUAUCUUCCCAUUCAUUUAUUUAUGUUUUUAUUCUUGCAUCCUGAGGGGCAUGUGUUUCAGAAAUUGUCUUCUGUUGUUAGGUGAUAAAAAGACAUGGGAUACAUAAUCCUUACACGGUUGAUUGCAAAUAGUUGAGGUAGCAAAUUCUUUUUCUUUUUCUUUUUUUCUUUUUUGUUACCUUGUCCUAAUCAGGCACAUUACGAUAAAGAGACAAUAGCCGUGUUUCCAUUACCCUUCAAAUUGCGCAAAUUGAAAUUGAAAAUUGAAAAUACGCCCAAUGGAAGCACGUCAGUUUCACCAAAACUCCCAUAUAUCACAAAAAAGGUUUUACGCUCGCAUGAGGUGGUUUUUCAGGCAAUUUGAAAAAGGAUUAUUUUGCAAAACUGCAAUGGAAACAGUUUUUCUGCAUUUACAGGUCACCUGGCGUAGGUAAAAGUCAAUCAUUUUUUUUUAAAGAUGGAGCGGUAUGUUUGGACAGACAACAAGACAGAGUUCUUUAUUAAACUCAUAAAAGACUAAAUAAUUACUGGAUUCUAAACAAAGAAAUGCCACAAUUUAUCAAGACCUUGAAGCAGAUAGGAGAGAGAAACACCCAGAAACACCUCAUACGUGGCCGAUCCCAAGUAUAAGAUGCUUUCCUUACCAUUAAUUGAAAUGACUUAUCGUGAGAGGAAAACAAUAUGCUUUAGUCGCAUUACAUCAGGUAAUGGAAACGCUGUCAUUUCGCAAUAGUUUUUUUUUUAUUGACAAAAGUUUUGCGCAAAUCUGUAAUGGAAACUCGGCUAAUGAUUCUGUCUCUUCUCUGUUAAGGUGCAAUCACACUGACAAUGUUUUGCUGCAGCAAAGCGACAAAGUAAAUCAUUUUCAAUGAGAGUUGGCAACAAUCGAAAGGCUGUUCGCAAUGCAAACAACUUGAGCGGAGUUCAAAUCCCGCUCCACAUACAGCAGCUGUAUACUAAAAACCGAAUGAUCUGAUGUGUUGUUAUAUUUAUCGCUUCAUGCAUCAUUUAACGUACAGGGAAACAAUCUUUGGUGUUUGAUUCAUAUUUUUGGCCAGAAUAAGCUGCGGAGUGGACCAGACUUUAUACCGAUAGUCAACAGUCUGACUCUUUGAUACUAGCCAAAUACUGCACCCUAAGAUGCUGAUUGUUCAGAUGAUGAAAUAUCUUUCCAAAAGACUUUCAGUAGACGACAACUCCAUAAGAUUUUUCAGUUUUUGAAAGUGACAUGACCUUUUAUACAGCGCACAUCCCUCAGCCUUAUUUUUCUCCAUGUUAAAUUCAAUAUGGUGUCUACACUGACUAAGGUCUGUUAUUAGACAGUUCUGGUUAAAGAAUAAAUCAUGGAUAACAACCAUUGAAUUCUUGCUGUAUUCUUGUAACACCCGUUUAGGACAUGCUGUUAUUCCCAUUUUGACCUUUUUUAAGUUCUUAACUGACAAUGAUCUAAAACUGAAAAAAUAAAUAAUUUUGCCUUAA
Ctenopharyngodon idella (grass carp) is the source of this 6073-nucleotide messenger RNA. It is a transcript of the gene kif1ca, whose product is annotated as kinesin family member 1C. Gene Ontology annotation, biological process: microtubule-based movement. The transcript has 24 exons. Lineage: Eukaryota; Metazoa; Chordata; Actinopteri; Cypriniformes; Xenocyprididae. Gene Ontology annotation, molecular function: microtubule motor activity; ATP binding; microtubule binding. Bases 503 to 4060 code for a protein of 1185 amino acids. The record is from RefSeq and is a predicted model, not a curated record.